CAAAGGCAGAAAACUCAUCUUAGCAUUUAUCCGUGUAUUGUGCAAUUGUGGAGCUGGCAUUCUUAAGCUUGUCCUUUCUCGCGUAGGAAUUGAAAACGACUUUAGGUAACUCCUAGAGAGACACGUUCGCUUUCAACAUUGACGAUUGCACAUUGUUGAAGAGCCUUUGAAAAUCCUCGUGCAGGUGUGUGUGUGUAUGUGCAGUACGGUUACCUGCAACCUCCUUAUAGUGAUCAGGCAUGACAAAAUUAAUGUUUUACGGGGCAAAAAACCAGCGCAUUAGCCAGAGAAAGGUUCACAAAGUAGAAACAUUCAAGGCAAUCCUCUUGUUGAUGUUCCCAAUCCGACAAAACUAACUCAACUGAUUCUCGGCAAUUUAUUAAAGAUACGAAAGUGUGUUCUUGAUGUUGACUCUGCCUUCCAGGCGCCACUAGUGCUGAACGAUGGCAACAUUCUUCGGUGAGGUCCGUGAGAUCCCAUCGCGGGCCGUCGAUGAAGAUGAAGAGAUCGAUGUCGAAAUACCGACAGUCUUUUUUGACCUUCCAGAGUUUUCGGAUAUGACUCAGUUACCCGCCUAUGAUACGGUGAUCUGUGCAACAGGACUUGCCCCGACAGUCUUUCUUGAGUCUUACCUGAUUUCAAAAGAACUUCGUAUUUUGGGCUAUAUUAAGCUCAACCCAGUAUCUACGCCCGAAGCAGAGUUUCUUGGUCUAAAGUAUCGUAAACAACCACACGUUGUCGGCAAACUUUGCUACGACGAAGCAAAUCGGGCCCUCGUGUGCGUAUCCGAAAAGGAGGUACCAAAUGAGUCCGCCGCUGAAAUCGCUUCAUAUUUUGUCGAUUUGUCAAAGAGUUCUUCGCUCGAGUGCCUUAUUAUUACCGCUCUACAUUACAGCUAUUAUAAAACAGGGUUGACGUCAGAAAUUCGUUUUCCCAUACUUAGGCAACUGAAGACGGUGACGGAAGGCGAAGUGGGCGGCAUCAUGACUCUGGAGACCCCAAACACACUUUCAGGACUAGGCGCUGCACUCCUUACCGAAUGCGAGGUACGGGGUUUCCGGGCUUGUUUGGUUGCGCAAUAUUACGAGUCUUUGGACAGUGACACGGUCACAAAACUCGAACCAUGUUUGGGUAUUGAACGGCUACGAAAAUUGAUCAAGAAGCCGAUCGAGCAGGCGAGACAGUACAGCCAGCAUUUACUUCGGACAUCGAAAAUCGAUCGUGGAAAUAUGUAUUUCUAAGCGCUUCGACUUAAAAGGACUCGUCGACCACUUGUUAACGAAGUGGGCUCGCUCGGCCAUGCCGACCCGUAUCGGCUAUAUUGCGAAUUGAUAUAUUUGUCUGUCGUAAUAUAACUUGUCGUUGUCCAAACAUAUAUGCAUUUCGUACGAGGUCCUUCCACGGCGAAGUCGUAACCUUGAAAGGCAAAUACAAACAAAGAAAUAUAUAUUUCUGCGAAAAAAGUUA
This is a messenger RNA of Varroa destructor (honeybee mite), 1467 nucleotides long. RefSeq names its product proteasome assembly chaperone 1-like. The record is from RefSeq and is a predicted model, not a curated record. Gene Ontology annotation, biological process: proteasome core complex assembly. Gene Ontology annotation, molecular function: proteasome binding. Gene Ontology annotation, cellular component: endoplasmic reticulum. Lineage: Eukaryota; Metazoa; Arthropoda; Arachnida; Mesostigmata; Varroidae.